GCAGUGCCUGAUGGGAGGAGUGGUCUGUGUUCCUUGCUUAAUUUAUAAUGAAAGAGGUGCCAGGACCCAAGCAAUUUUUUUACAUUCAUAAUUGAUGCAGCAAGCCCAGAGGUGCCAGAGCUAUGAACAGUCCCAGCUGCACACAAGCCAUAAGAAUUUUGAUACCUAUGGCCAGAUUGCAUGCAGCUUACAGGAAAAGGGAUAUGACUGGGUCAGGCUGCAGUGCCGAGCAAAAGUAAAGGAGCUCAGGAAAGUGUACCACAAGGCAGGGGAGGAAAACUGUUGCUCUGGUGCUGUACCCCAGACCUGCCAUUUUUAUAAGGAGUUGGAUGGUAUCCUAGCUGGUGACCUUACAUCCACUGCAAAAAGCACCAUGGAUAUUUCAGUGGGUCUGGAGCUGGUGGAAAGUGUAUCUAACCCAGAGGAGGAAGUCACUGAUGAAGAGGUGGAGUCUGAAGAUGGGGAACCCCAUGAUGAGUCCAGUUGGAGCAGUUCUGUACUCCAGAAGUGUCUAGCCAGUCUCUGCAGUCGCUCUCAGAUUUCACCAUGAGAAACAGCCCUACAGCAGCAGAGCAUCUGUGCAAGACAGGAAACUGGCUGAGACGGACCAAGGAAGAUAUGUUCCAGAUCAUGCUGCAACAGUCAGAGGCUGAAAACACUGAACACAAGAAAUGGAGGGACAGUGAAAAGCAGGAAAGAGAAGGAUACUUACAACAGGGAUGCCACAGAGAGGCUGAUUUAAAGUUAUGGAUUGUCAAACCGACAUGCUCCAGACUCUCAUAACAUUGCAGACUAAGCAGAUGCGUGUCCGUCCUCUCCUUCACAGCAUUGUAAACUCUUUCCCAUGCACUCCCCAAACUCCCCCUGUGCAUUCCUUUCCACUUUCUGGCACUUUGCACUUUCCUCUAUACUCCACCCCCGCAGACAGUUGUUCCAAUGAAAGCUGGACCUAUACUCAACUAUGAAAAUCAUCCUCCUUCCGAAUCCCACCCUCUUUCCCGCAACUGUGUAGAUGGCUGUAUGUGUC
This is a messenger RNA of Gopherus flavomarginatus (Mexican gopher tortoise), 1027 nucleotides long. RefSeq names its product zinc finger and SCAN domain-containing protein 29-like. The transcript has 2 exons. Bases 95 to 550 code for a protein of 151 amino acids. The record is from RefSeq and is a predicted model, not a curated record. NCBI's taxonomy places the organism in Eukaryota, Metazoa, Chordata, Testudines, Testudinidae.